Messenger RNA from Anopheles merus, 1560 nucleotides. Its product is annotated as opsin, ultraviolet-sensitive-like. Gene Ontology annotation, biological process: G protein-coupled receptor signaling pathway; visual perception. Lineage: Eukaryota; Metazoa; Arthropoda; Insecta; Diptera; Culicidae. The coding region runs from base 198 to 1337 and encodes 379 amino acids. Gene Ontology annotation, cellular component: membrane. The transcript has 6 exons. The record is from RefSeq and is a predicted model, not a curated record. Gene Ontology annotation, molecular function: G protein-coupled receptor activity.
ACGAUCGUCCACCUCGUCAGUAGGCACAGCGAGCGUGUCUAGGGCGGUGUGCCAGAUUUUGGGUUCCGAAAAUCGGUCAAUACGGUUCCACCGAUUGCGAAAAAACAGGAAGGUGAAUAACCAGUACCGGUGAAUUUGAAAAUCUACACCCAAGCACACCGGUACCACCAUCGCCAAGCAAUUCCACCACCACCGUCAUGGGUCUUGUCCAGCUUGACAACCAAACCGCCUACCGACCGGAAGCACUGAUUGGCGCGGACCAAUCGGGCCUGCGAUAUCUCGGCUGGAACGUGCCACCAGAAGAGCUGGUGCACAUCCCCGAGCACUGGCUGCAGUUUCCCGAGCCGGAAGCUUCCCUGCACUACCUGCUCGGGCUGCUGUACAUCGCCUUUACCAUCUUCUCACUCGUCGGCAAUGGGCUCGUCAUUUGGAUUUUCAUCGCUGCGAAAUCCUUACGGACACCCUCGAAUGUGUUUGUGAUUAAUCUUGCCAUCUGUGAUUUCUUCAUGAUGGCCAAGACGCCGAUCUUCAUCUACAACUCAUUCACGAAAGGCUUCACGCUAGGGAACCUGGGUUGCCAGAUUUUUGGCUUCGUCGGAUCUCUUACCGGAAUUGGAGCAGGUGCCACUAACGCGCUCAUCGCUUACGAUCGCUACAACACCAUCACCCGCCCGUUCGAGGGAAGGCUUACACAGACGAAGGCCAUCAUCUUCAUCUGCCUCAUCUGGGCGUACACCAUUCCGUGGGGAGUCCUGCCGCUGCUGGAAAUCUGGGGACGCUACGUACCCGAGGGCUUCCUUACCUCCUGCACCUUCGACUAUCUGUCUGGCACGUUCGAUACCCGCCUGUUCGUGGCCUCGAUCUUUACCUUCAGCUACGUACUACCGAUGAGUCUGAUCAUUUACUACUACAGCCAGAUUGUGAGCCAUGUCGUCAACCAUGAAAAGUCGCUCCGCGAACAGGCCAAGAAGAUGAACGUGGAGUCACUGCGGUCGAACCAAAACCAGAAGGACGCCUCGGUCGAGAUCCGAAUUGCGAAGGCCGCCAUCACCGUUUGCUUCCUGUUCGUUGCCUCGUGGACACCGUACGCCGUGCUGGCGCUGAUCGGAGCGUUCGGUGACAAGAGCCUGCUAACGCCGGGCGUCACCAUGUUCCCCGCCUGUGCCUGCAAGUUUGUCGCCUGCCUAGACCCGUACGUGUACGCCAUCAGCCACCCGAGAUACCGUAUCGAGCUGCAGAAGCGUCUGCCCUGGUUGGCGAUUACGGAAACGCUACCGGCCGAGAACGCCUCGACCUGCACGGAGCAGCAGGACGGCAACGCUACUACGCAAUCUUAAGACAGGCGCUACAGGCAGGCAGACAGGCAAUACGCGCAUAUAGCUCGGGAUAGAUACACUAGCAGGCACUUUCAAAUGAUACAUACGAUACUAACAAUAAGCCACGUCUAAUGGACCCGAGCACGGAAACUUCUGUUUGAAGUGUGAAUUUCUAAUUGUUUUCAAAUCAUUAUUUGUCGAAAUCAUACCAAAAAAAACAUUCAAUAAAGAAACUUAACUGCAA